GGCGUCAUCUUCCCCUACCACCCGCGCCUGGGCCGCUACACCCUGAACUUCCACGAGGCGCAGCAGGCGUGCCUGGAGCAGGACGGGAUCCUGGCGUCCCACGACCAGCUGCACCAGGCCUGGCUGGAGGGCAUGGACUGGUGCAACGCGGGCUGGCUGGAGGACGGCUCGGUGCAGUACCCCAUCUCCCGGCCGCGGGAGGAGUGCGGCCGCAAGGACACGCCCGUGGGCGUGCGCAAUUACGGCUACCGGCACAAGGAGAGCGAGCACUACGACGCCUUCUGCUUCACCUCCAACCUCAACGGCAAAGUUUACUUCCUGAAGACGUUCCGCAAGCUGAGCUACUCGGAGGCGGUGCAGGCGUGCAAGAACAACGGCGCGGCCGUGGCCAAGGUGGGGCAGCUCUACGCCGCCUGGAAGAUCCAGCUGCUGGACCGCUGCGAGGCGGGCUGGCUGGAGGACGGCAGCAUCCGCUACCCCAUCGUCAACCCCCGCGCCCGCUGCGGCGGCCGCGAGCCCGGCGUGCGCAACCUGGGCUUCCCCGACAAGAAGUACAAGCUCUUCGGCGUCUACUGCUUCAAGAAGGCCGGCGGAGACUCGCCCCAGGAGAAGGGGAAGGCGAAGGAGGUGGCGGGCGGGGGGCACCCCAACCGCGUGUGA
Empidonax traillii (willow flycatcher) is the source of this 660-nucleotide messenger RNA. RefSeq names its product hyaluronan and proteoglycan link protein 4 (gene HAPLN4). Gene Ontology annotation, biological process: cell adhesion. The annotation marks the transcript as partial. The record is from RefSeq and is a predicted model, not a curated record. The transcript has 2 exons. NCBI's taxonomy places the organism in Eukaryota, Metazoa, Chordata, Aves, Passeriformes, Tyrannidae. Gene Ontology annotation, molecular function: hyaluronic acid binding.